AUGUCACGUUUUUCCUCCAUCGAUGGCCAGCACUCUGCGCUGCGCGACUUGGAGCGCCAGCGCCUGGAGAAGCUGAUGGGGCAGCUGCGCCGAGAGGUGGAGCCGAAGGCAGACAAGGUUGGCCGCCGCUUCCAGCCCCCAGGGCGGCGCAAGGAGCGGCCGGCGAAGCCGGCAGCCGUGUUGGAUCCUGGUCCUGGCGGCCCUGCCACCCCUGGCGGCCCUGGCACCCCUGGCGGCCGUCUGGGGUCCGGGGGGGCGCCUACGCCCAAGGAGCCCAAGCCGCCGGCAGCGACGGUGCCAAGCGCAGAGAUGGCCUGGUUGUUGCGAGUUAGCGAGCGAUUCGACGAAGAGGCAAGAGAGGUGCACUCUUUUCUGGUCCAACACGGCCUGGAUCAGUUUGCGCCAUUGCUGGCUAAUGGACCCGGCGCGCCUGGGGCUUCCCUCGAGGCGCUGCAUUCAGCCUCCGAGGAGCUCUUGGAAGAGGCGGGCUUACCGGCCUCGCCGAGGCGGCAUCUCUUGCAGGCCCUGAAGGGCUCUGCGGUUCAAGAAGACGCACCAGAGCCAGGUGCGACCUUCUCGGUCUCACCCACUGAUUGCCAGCAUUGGGGCCGUCUUGGGCACUUGCCUUCGGGCUGGCAUCGAUGUUCGCGAGGAGAACAGCGCCCGCAUUGCCCCACUCUUCCAGCGCCAGUUGCUCAUGCUGAUGCAGCUGUGGGCGAUGACAGUCCGCUUCCGUUGCUGGAGGAGGAUGUGAAGGUGGGAACCCCGCAGGUGGCCGAGCGUCGGCCCCCUUCGAGCAGGGCUUCCUCGAAACUUGCACAGGCUGAGCCUGCACGGCCCGACAGAGCACUAGAACACAGAAGCUCCACCUCAAGUGCACAGAAGGGCUGCUGCUACCAAUGCUUCCGGCAAGUGUACGUGGCGAGCGCGUUUCACCUCGAGCCUGAAGAGGAGCGACAGGAGCAGACCUCCCAGGCCUCUCGGCCCGGCACCCCGUCGUCCCAAAGGAUCUUCUGCAGCUCCGACUGCGUGGAGCGCUUUAGACAGGUGCUCGCGAGCAGAAGUGCUCGAGCAGUUGAGCUGUGCAAGCUCCGGCAAGUGGUUGAAUCAAGUGCGGCGCUGGAAGCUGCCGCCCAGCAUGAUGAUCGGAUCUCAGUCGAUGCAUGA
Molecule: messenger RNA, 1167 nt
Organism: Symbiodinium sp. CCMP2456
Lineage: Eukaryota; Dinophyceae; Suessiales; Symbiodiniaceae
Source: the annotation of a GenBank genome assembly